This is a messenger RNA of Haplochromis burtoni (Burton's mouthbrooder), 1551 nucleotides long. It is a transcript of the gene serpinf1, whose product is annotated as serpin peptidase inhibitor, clade F (alpha-2 antiplasmin, pigment epithelium derived factor), member 1. Bases 128 to 1342 code for a protein of 404 amino acids. Gene Ontology annotation, biological process: negative regulation of endopeptidase activity; negative regulation of angiogenesis. NCBI's taxonomy places the organism in Eukaryota, Metazoa, Chordata, Actinopteri, Cichliformes, Cichlidae. The record is from RefSeq and is a predicted model, not a curated record. The transcript has 8 exons. Gene Ontology annotation, molecular function: serine-type endopeptidase inhibitor activity.
CUCCCGCUGCCUCUGCUGGCAGCAGCUGGAUGCGCGCCGCUGAGGGUGCCGAGACAAGAGGCGUCAGCGGGGUGGAAGACUCACUUUCUGAGCUGGCAGGGACGCUGAUCGACGUGGAGCAGAGAGGAUGAAGGGAACGACUUUCCUGCUGCUGUUUGGAGUCGUGCUGAGCUUCUGUGACGCUCAGUCUGACACCGGCGGCGAGGAGGCAGCCGGAGAGGAGGAACACAUGGAGCUCUUCACGACUCCGACUACAAAGAUGGGUGCUGCCACCUCCGACUUCGGUUACAACCUUUUCCGCGUCCUGGCGAGCCGCGACGCUUCCACCAACGUCUUCCUGUCCCCGCUCAGCGUGUCCGAGGCGCUGACUCAGCUGUCCAUGGGAGGAUCUGAGCAUGCUCAGAGGCAGCUGUACAGGGCCCUGAGGUACCACACCCUGCAGGACCCUCAGCUCCACAACACCCUGAAGGACAUGCUGGCCUCAGUCAGGACGGCGGGGAAAGGCCUGAGUACCGCUGCACGCCUGUACCUGGCGAGACGACUUCGUUUGAAGCAGGAGUUCUUUGGUCUUGUGGAGCAGCAGUAUGGAGUUCGCCCCAAGGCGCUGCUGGGAGGAUCCAAAGAUGUGAAAGAAAUCAACGAUUGGGUGUCUCAGCAGACGGGCGGGAAAGUACAGCGCUUUCUGACCAAGCCCCUCCCUCGCGCCGCCGGCAUGAGCAUUGUGAGCGCCGCCUACUUUAAAGGGAAGUGGACGACUCGGUUCGCUCAGAGUGGAGGGCUGGAAAACUUCCAGGUGGAUGGCGCAGCACCUGUGCGCGUUCCCAUGAUGCAACAGGAUAACUACCCAGUGAAGAUGGGAGUUGACUCGGACUUAGGCUGCACGAUCGCUCAGAUCCAGAUGCAGGACGAUGUCAGCAUGUUCAUCUUCUUGCCCGAGGAUGUGACCUCCAACAUGACCCUUGUGGAGGAGAGUCUGACCUCUGAGUUUGUCCAGGACCUCUCCAUGACGCUACUUCCUGCCAAAGUGUCCAUUACUCUGCCCGUCCUGAAGCUCAGCUACUCCACAGACCUGCUGCCGCUGCUCGGCGACCUUGGUCUCUCUGAAUGGCUAGACAACCCGGAGCUGGAGAAAAUCUCCACUCAGGCUGCCAAACUUAUUUCUGUCAAUCACAAGGUCACGAUGGAGACGGCGCCAGAGGGGAAUCAGUACCCGAGCGACACAACGGCAAGCCACCUGACAUACCGAGUGGACCGCCCUUUCCUCUACCUGAUCCGGGAUGAAACCUCAGGGGCGCUGCUCUUUAUCGGCCGGGUGGUCAACCCCAAAAGCCUGUCGAUAUAAAGCGCACACACACUUUUGCACACCUGUCUUCACGGGGACCGCCAUUGGCAGACUGUUUCAGAACUUAUGUCUAAAACCUAGACUUAACUCUGAAACAGCCCUUUAAAAGUUUGAAAACGCCCUCACUCUAAAGACCUAAAACUCACAUUGGUCCCCACAGAGGCAGCUGUGCGCGCACACACACACACAGACAUACACACACACAGACA